Molecule: messenger RNA, 1556 nt
Organism: Rhododendron vialii
Lineage: Eukaryota; Viridiplantae; Streptophyta; Magnoliopsida; Ericales; Ericaceae
Product: probable pectinesterase 53
Exons: 5
Coding region: 139-1284 (381 amino acids)
Biological process (GO): cell wall modification
Molecular function (GO): pectinesterase activity
Source: RefSeq, a predicted model, not a curated record
AUUACAUAAACCAGCUCCCACUGGACUUCCGGAGUCUAAGAACAACAUUCCUUUCUCUCUCUUUCUGGUCUUCCGGAGUCCAAGAACAACAUUCCUCUCUCUCUCUCUCUCUCUCUCUCUCUCUCUCUCCUAAAACUCAUGUCUUGUUUUAGACACAUUUUCUAUAUUAUUCUCACUCUCACUCUCCUCCAAAAUGUAACCCUUUCCCUAUGCCACACCAAGGGAAUAAGACCCAAGAAAUCUUCAUCAGGAAUUCAGCUCCCAACAAACAUGACCGAAGUCCAAUUCUCAGAAAAGCAAUUCCUGAAAUGGGUUGAUUUCGUUGGGAGCCUAAACCACUCCCUCUUCAAAACUGCAAAGAACAAGCUCGUGGCUUCUUACACAAUCACCGUCGAUAGAAAUCCGGCCACCGGAGAUUUCACUACGAUUCAAGAUGCCAUUGAUUCUCUCCCUUCUGUUAAUCUGGUGAGAAUUGUGAUCAGGAUUCAUGCAGGAGUUUACACGGAGAAGGUUAAUAUCCCUACAUUAAAAGCAUUUAUAACCCUAGAAGGAGCAGGGGCAGAGAAGACAAUUAUUCAGUGGGGAGACACAGCUCAAACACUUGGCCCAAAGGGGCAGCCCAUGGGGACCUUUGGUUCUGCAACUUUUGCCGUGGAUUCUCCAUAUUUCAUUGCCAAGAACAUCACAUUCAAGAACACCACACCAGUGCCAGCACCAGGGGCAAUAGGGAAACAAGCAGUGGCAUUUAGGAUGUCAGCAGAUACAGCAGCCUUUGUAGGGUGCAGAUUCCUUGGGGCACAGGACACACUCUAUGAUCAUACGGGUAGGCAUUACUACAAGGAUUGCUACAUUGAAGGCUCUGUGGACUUCAUCUUUGGCAAUGGCCUCUCUCUUUUUGAGGGGUGUCACGUGCAUGCAAUAGCACAGUUAACAGGGGCUGUAACAGCACAAGGCAGAGGGAGCAUAUUGGAAGACACAGGGUUCUCGUUUGUUAACUGUAAGGUCACGGGCUCCGGAGCUCUCUACCUUGGUAGAGCAUGGGGUCCCUUCUCUAGGGUUGUCUUUGCCUUUACUUAUAUGGACAACAUUAUCAUGCCUAAAGGCUGGUAUAACUGGGGCGACCCUAGUCGCGAAAUGACUGUUUUCUAUGGGCAAUACAAGUGCACAGGAGCAGGGGCAGGUUUUGCAGGGAGAGUGUCAUGGUCAAGAGAACUCACUGAUGAGGAAGCUAAGCCUUUUAUUUCACUUGGCUUCAUUGAUGGCUCUGAAUGGAUCAAGUUAUAAUCAACAACAAAUUCUCUACCAACAUAUAACUCCUUUUUACUCAAAUUUCUCUUGUAAAACCUACCAUCCUCUUCCUUGAUUUCCCCCUUCUUCAUCGUUUAUAUCACAAGAUUGUGAAGGGCACUUUUGACCGACUGAUCUACUUUGAUAGGCUCGACUAACCCCUUCUUAUAAUAAGAAUGUAUAUCCCUAUUCCUGUCUGGUCCAGUAUGGAAUGAACUUGUAAUCAUGAAAUCAACUCCAUCAUCAUAUUAUAGAAAAUAAGUUCAUAA